Molecule: messenger RNA, 969 nt
Organism: Myripristis murdjan (pinecone soldierfish)
Lineage: Eukaryota; Metazoa; Chordata; Actinopteri; Holocentriformes; Holocentridae
Product: carbonic anhydrase 4-like
Exons: 8
Coding region: 49-969 (306 amino acids)
Cellular component (GO): plasma membrane
Molecular function (GO): carbonate dehydratase activity; zinc ion binding
Source: RefSeq, a predicted model, not a curated record
GGGUGGCUGCAGGUGGUCAGGAUCCUCUCUGGUGUGUGUGAGCUGAUCAUGGACUUCUCUCUUUACCUCUUCACUGUACUCUCCCUCCUCUCUCAGUGCUCAGCUCAGUGGUGUUACCAGAGCCAGUACUCCUGUGCCGAUACAUGCAGAGACCCGGGUCACUGGGCAGCUCAGUUUCCAAGCUGUGGAGGAUUACGUCAGUCACCUAUCAACAUUGUCACCAGCAAAGUGCAUGUCAACACCGCCCUGCCACCCCUCAACUUCAUAGGUCACACAAACAGGAUCAACAUCACAGUGGAGAACCUGGGACACUCUGCCCACUUUGCCCUGCCUCAGUCUAUCCGUCUGACUGGAGGGGCUCUGCCAGGUCACUACAGGGCCUUCCAGUUUCAUUUCCACUGGGGUGUAAAUGGAGAACCAGGAUCAGAGCACACAAUAGAUGGAGAGAGAUUCCCCAUGGAGCUUCACAUUGUCCACAUCAAGGAGCCAUAUGGUUCUCUGGCAGAAGCAGAGCAUCGCGAUAUAGCUGGUAUAGCUCUGCUCGCCUUCCUGUUUGAGGAAACCACAGAAGAUAACCCUCAUAUUGACACAGUAAUAGAUGCUUUAGGCCGAGUACAAAACAAUGGCAGCAGAACAGUGAUCACAGACUUCCGGCUCAGUGACAUCAUUCCAUCUGCAAAGGAGCUCCACAGCUACUAUCGCUAUGUGGGCUCCAUGACAACACCAGGCUGUGAGCAGGCGGUUGCCUGGACACUGUUCCACAAGACCCUGCCCAUCAGUAACAGACAGCUGGUGGCGAUAGCUCAGCAGUGUCGAUUUUGGACCGGCCAGCCCAUGACCGACAUCUUCCGGCCAACGCAGCCUCUCGAUGGCCGAGUUGUUUAUCGGUCCAUGGCAAGUUCACUUCUGCCUGAUGUGAUCCUGCUGUGGCUGGGAGUUUUCUGUGGGGGGUGGAGUCUGAUACAGUGA